AUGCGUAUUGGUCGGGGCCACCGCGAUUAUAGGGACAUCACCCUCAAAGCGCAAGUCCGGAGUAUCCUGCAGCGCUCACAGAACUCCGCCCAUUACGGCAACCCAUAUAUUUCGCUUCACGAUCAAAUCCGGCUGCAGGAUGCGGUCUUCAAGCGUGCGGAGCGGCUGGAUAGCGUUCACAAGAGCACAAGAAACUGGAAGAACUUCCACAGGUUGAAAUCUGCAAAUGAUGGCUUCACGGUGGCUAUCAAAGACAACAUUGUCACAGCAGAUUUGCCGACGACAUGUGCCUCCAGAAUUCUCAAAGGAUUCUGUCCUGCGGAAGAUGCUACCGUCACGAAGUUGCUUGAAAAGGCGGGAAUGGUUCUGGUUGCAAAGACUAAUAUGGACGAGUUUGGAAUGGGCUCACACUCUACCCACUCCGCAUACGGCCCCGUGGUCAACGGCGGUGCGGUAAAGAGUGACCAUCUGUCGGUUGGUGGAAGCUCUGGCGGGAGUGCCCUUGCUGUGGCCAAGAAUCUGGCUCAUAUCGCUAUUGGGACCGACACGGGAGGCUCUGUCAGACUGCCCGCAGCUUAUAUGAGCCUUGUAGGCUUUAAACCGUCCUAUGGAAUGAUAUCUCGCACGGGGCUGAUACCUUAUGCACACUCUCUGGAUACCGUCGGAAUACUCGCCAAAUCCGCGACUGACAUUAGGUUGACCUUUGACAUACUGCAGCAACCAGACGCCUCGGAUCCUACAUGUUUGGAUCGGUCAUCUCGAGAGCGAAUCAGAGCUGCAAAGCAUAUGAGAAGACGGGAGGUCCUUGGUUCCAAGCUGUUCGUCGCCAGAGUGCCUUCUGCAAAGGGCUUGCUAGAAGAACAAGGUCUAGCAUCUCUGGCUUCGAGAAGAAGAAAUCUUGCUGUUACAACGUCGCAAAACUUCCAGACUCGACGAAUAGGAGUGCCUCUGGAGUACAACAUUGAAGAGAUGCAUCCCCUUGUCCGCUGGGCCUGGACGGCAACCUUGAGCCAUCUUCAAAACGAGUACAAGUUUGAAAUCGUGCCCAUUUCCCUUCCGUCUACCAAGCAUGCACUUUCAGCUUACUACGUUCUGGCCCCGGCCGAGGCGUCUUCAAACCUUGCGAAAUAUGACGGUGUUCGGUAUGGCCGGAAGCGCACAGCCCCGGCAGAUGGAGAUGGGGAUGGGCUUUAUUCAUCCUACAGAUAUGAAAACUUUGGACCUGAGGUUCGGAGGCGAAUUCUCCUGGGAACGUAUUCCUUGAGCGCUGGGGCUAUGAAAAAUUACUUCAUACAGGCCCAAAAGGUCCGUCGGCUGGUGCAGCAGGACUUUGACGCUGUUUUCAGGAUGCCAAAUCCCCUCCGUGACGGGGGCGAGGCAAACCCUAAUGGCGUCGACAUAAUCAUUGUCCCUACUGCGCCAAGCCCGCCGCCAUUUAUUAACAGCUUGGAGUAUUCUCGACCUGUGGAACGAUAUACGAACGACGUUUUCACGGUGCCAGCAAGUCUAGCGGGCCUUCCUGCGAUAUCGGUCCCAGCGCCAGCACACCCUGACCAUCCUUGGGGUGCUGAUGUGGCCAUUGGCAUGCAGGCUAUCGGACAAUAUGGGGAUGACUUUUCUGUCAUCUACUUUGCACAGAACUUUCUGUCAAACUUUCACGGAAAGGACAUAAGACGGCUAGUUGAUACCAAGAUCUUGGGCUAG
Messenger RNA from Fonsecaea multimorphosa CBS 102226, 1704 nucleotides. RefSeq lists its product as uncharacterized. NCBI's taxonomy places the organism in Eukaryota, Fungi, Ascomycota, Eurotiomycetes, Chaetothyriales, Herpotrichiellaceae. Gene Ontology annotation, cellular component: mitochondrion; glutamyl-tRNA(Gln) amidotransferase complex. Gene Ontology annotation, molecular function: glutaminyl-tRNA synthase (glutamine-hydrolyzing) activity. The transcript has 3 exons. The record is from RefSeq and is a predicted model, not a curated record. Gene Ontology annotation, biological process: glutaminyl-tRNAGln biosynthesis via transamidation; mitochondrial translation. The coding region runs from base 1 to 1704 and encodes 567 amino acids.